Microdochium trichocladiopsis is the source of this 1641-nucleotide messenger RNA. RefSeq names its product isocitrate lyase. The coding region runs from base 1 to 1641 and encodes 546 amino acids. Gene Ontology annotation, biological process: carboxylic acid metabolic process. Gene Ontology annotation, molecular function: isocitrate lyase activity. The transcript is spliced from 4 exons. Lineage: Eukaryota; Fungi; Ascomycota; Sordariomycetes; Xylariales; Microdochiaceae. The record is from RefSeq and is a predicted model, not a curated record.
AUGGCGUCCAACAACAUGCUCAGCACGGCGAUCGACCCCAGCCUCGAGGAUGACCUCUUUGCCAAGGAGGUCGAGGCCGUCAAGAAGUGGUGGAGCGACCCGAGGUGGAAACACACCAAGCGUGCCUUCACAGCCGAGCAGAUCGUCUCGAAACGCGGCCACCUCAAGAUUGAGUAUCCCAGCAACGCCCAGUCCAAAAAGCUGUGGAAGAUCCUAGAAGGACGAUUCAAGAAUAGAGACGCCAGCUACACAUAUGGCUGCUUGGAACCAACCAUGGUCACGCAAAUGGCCAAGUACCUCGACACAGUCUACGUUUCCGGGUGGCAAUCAUCAUCGACCGCCUCAUCCUCAGACGAGCCUGGCCCAGACUUGGCAGAUUACCCAUAUACUACCGUGCCCAACAAGGUCAAGCACCUCUUCAUGGCCCAGCUGUUCCACGACCGGAAACAACGCCAGGAGCGCCUGAGCACACCCAAGGCCAACCGCGCCAACGUGGCCAAUAUUGACUACCUGCGUCCCAUCAUCGCCGAUGCCGAUACCGGCCAUGGCGGUCUCACAGCUGUCAUGAAGCUCACCAAGCUCUUCAUCGAGCAGGGUGCGGCCGGCAUUCACAUUGAGGACCAGGCUCCUGGAACCAAGAAGUGCGGUCACAUGGCCGGCAAGGUCCUCGUGCCCAUCAGUGAGCACAUCAACCGCCUGGUUGCUAUCCGUGCGCAGGCCGACAUCAUGGGCACCGACCUGGUUGCCAUUGCCCGCACAGAUGCCGAGGCGGCCACACUCAUCUCCACGACCAUCGACCCCCGUGACCACGCUUUCAUCCUCGGCUCAACAAACCCCAAGCUUCAACCGCUCAACGACCUCAUGGUUGCUGCGGAGCAGGCUGGCAAGCUUGGCGAUGAGUUGCAGGCCAUCGAGGACUCGUGGCUCAAGGAGGCCGGGCUGAUGCGCUUUGACGAGGCCGUCAUCAAGACGAUCGAAUCGAGCUCGCAGGGCAACAAGAAGGAGCUGAUCCAGCAGUACACCAAGCAGGCCAAGGGCAAGAGCCUCAACGAGUGCCGCGCCAUCGCCAAGGGCAUCACCCAGCACGACAUCUUCUUCGACUGGGACGCGCCGCGGACCCGCGAGGGAUACUACCGCCUCAAGGGCGGCUGCGACUGUGCCAUCAACCGCGCCAUCGCUUACGCGCCGUACUGCGACGCCAUCUGGAUGGAGAGCAAGCUGCCUGACUUCGCCCAGGCCAAGGAUUUUGCCGACGGCGUGCACUCGGUCUGGCCCGAGCAAAAACUUGCCUACAACCUAUCGCCCUCGUUCAACUGGAAGACGGCAAUGCCGCGCGAGGAGCAGGAGACGUACAUCCGGCGCCUGGCGAAGCUGGGGUACUGCUGGCAGUUCAUCACGCUCGCGGGCUUGCACACGACGGCGCUGAUCAGCGACCAGUUCGCAAAGGCCUAUGCCAAGAACGGAAUGCGCGCGUACGGCGAGCUGGUGCAGGAGCCCGAGAUGGACGGCGGGGUCGACGUUGUCAAGCACCAGAAGUGGAGUGGUGCGACAUAUGUCGACGAGCUACAGAAGAUGGUGACUGGCGGCAUCUCGAGUACCGCAGCCAUGGGUAAAGGUGUAACCGAGGACCAGUUCCACUGA